Molecule: messenger RNA, 3540 nt
Organism: Topomyia yanbarensis
Lineage: Eukaryota; Metazoa; Arthropoda; Insecta; Diptera; Culicidae
Product: girdin-like
Exons: 7
Coding region: 1-3540 (1179 amino acids)
Biological process (GO): cytoplasmic microtubule organization; cytoskeleton-dependent intracellular transport
Cellular component (GO): cytoplasm; centrosome
Molecular function (GO): microtubule binding; dynein light intermediate chain binding
Source: RefSeq, a predicted model, not a curated record
AUGAACAUGGUCGGCGUUAACAGUAUUUCAAAAAUCAUUUCCGAAAUUUCAAUUUCUUUUUUCCAGAUUGAAUCAUGCCUUCCACCGCACGAAAUAAUCGCCGAUUACACAUCCCUGUUGGAUGGAAGAAUCCUACACACUGUGUACCUGCAGAUCGAUCCCGAACCGCAGUAUUAUCCAGUUAAGUUGCUCGACACAGAAAUCUCUUCGUCAACAACCGCCCGCUCACGGAACUUCGACUCGUUGGUGCGAAAUCUGCGAAAACUGUACGAAGAAGAGUUCGGUCAAACACUGUUAGCUUUACCGGACUGUUCGAUUCUGGGUCAAUUCCCGGAAUCGCAAGCUGGUUUAGAACAAUUGCAACUUUUAAUAACCCUUCUCUUGGGUGCUGCCGUUCAGUGUCCAAAUAAGGAAUUGUUUAUUGCUCGAAUCAAAGAGCUGGAUCUAGACACCCAAUAUGCGAUAGUAAAGCUCAUCAAGCAGGUCACCGACAGUCACACAUUAGUGUUGAGGCAAGAUGCACAGGAUCAGCUUCCUUCGGAUGCAAUGUUCAAACACGUCGUUCGACUUGCAAAAGAACGCGACCAAUAUCACAACAGAUGGAUGUCGGCGGUGAUCGACACGGAUGCGAAAACAAACCUACACGAGUCGUGCUUGGCAACACCAAAUUCAGUCAACACUCCAUCUAAGUCUUCGGGAAACAGCCAACUUGCGACAGAAUUAGCCGAUACCAGAUCCAAGCUGAGAAAACUUCGACAGGAACUGGAAGAAAAAUCCGAACUUCUAAUGGAAGUCAAAGAAGAGCUCGAUCACAAGAACAUCCAAUACGAAAAGCUACGCAUCGAGAGCCAAGAUUGGUAUUCGGAAGCCAAACGAGCCGCGGCCUACCGAGAUGAGGUGGAUGUGCUGCGUGAACGUAGCGAGCGAGUGGAUCGUCUUGAAGUGGAAGUUCAAAAACUGAGGGAAAGACUAUCUGAUGCCGAAUUCUAUCGAACUAGAGUAGAGGAGUUGAAAGAGGAUAACCGUAUGCUUUUGGAAACGAAGGAUAUGUUAGAGGAACAGUUGCAGUACUCCAGGAAACGAAGCGGUCAGGUCGUAGUUCUAGAGACCGAAAUUAUUAAGCUGAAACAAAUGCUGCACGAUGUGUCACUAGAGCGUGACGUUGACAAGAAUAAACUGCAGGAUCUGUUGAAGGAAAACGCACAACUGCAGUUGACAACAAAGAAUUUACUGGCUGGUCCUGAUGCUAAUCAACGACAGGAAGAUGAUGUACCAUCCAAUGAAAGCAGUUUAUCCGAGCAGUUAACCACGAAAGCACAGUCUCGUGCCCUUAAGCUGGAGCUGGAGAACCGGCGUCUACUGGCAGAGUUGAACAGUCACAAGGAAUCAUCAUCCCACGAAACGUCAAAUAGGAUUAUGGAGCUAGAAAAGGACAAGAAGAAACUUUCCCUUCGACUUGAUCAGAUGCAAGAGAAGUGUAACAGAUAUUUGCAGCAAAAUUCGGAGCUGGAGAAUGUCUUCAAGAAUGCACUGGAGGAAAACAAAAAGCUACAUGAUGCUUUGGAUGCCAAGCAGCAGGUGUUGGACAAACAGGGUCAUGAUCGAGAGCUUGAUCGGAUACGUCAAGCAGAUUUGGAGAAGCAGAUCGAAAAUCUAUCCAAGGAUAAGCAACGCCUGCAAAAUCUGUGCGAAAGUAUCCAGCGAAGAGCGGUUGAUUUGGAACGUGCGGUUGAAAGAAAAACAAAAGAGGUCCGUCAACUGAACGAGAGAUGUGUAGAGCUUAACAACAUUAAAAAAGAAUUCUGUGAGCUUAAUACAAAGACUGCAUCACUGGAGCAGGAAAAUACUACUCAAGCAAAGGAUUUGGUAAAGUACAAGGAAAUGCUGGAACAGAAGGACAUUGAACUAGAUAAAACUUGCGCGAAGCUAAAUCAAAACGAGAACGAAAUUGGACAAUUAAUGAAACAGCUGGAAGAGAGUGAUACAAUUAAGAAACAAUUUCAAGACAUGAAAAAGCUGAACAAAGAGCUUCUUUCACAACAAAAGAUUAAGGAUGCAACAAUUUCGACACUACAGAAAAAUCUCCACAAUGAAACAUUGGCAAGUAAAAGGAUCAAGCAGAAUUUGAAAAACUUGGGAUUGAAUGAAAGUGAUAUGGAGAAUAGUGACAUAAAUUUAAAAGUUAUCGUGGACAAGUUAUGCGAGGAUUCUAAUUCAUUUAAAACAGUCCGAGAGGUUGUUCUGGACGUGGGCAAGGAAAUAAUGAAAUCGGCAGAUGUUUGUGUCUUCUGCCAUAAACAACGUAUUUACACCGUUGAGAAGGACAUCGAAUAUAGCGACAACAACAAUGAAGCAACCAGAGUGACUGAUUUAGAGCUUCAAUUAGAUCAGCUAAAGGUUGAACAUUCUGAUCUACAAUUGGCGAACAAAUCUUUGCAAGCUGAAAAUAUCCAGCAGAAAGCAAAAGUUGAAACAUUAGGAUCUCAAAUCACAUCUUUAAACACUCAGCAAACUGCAUUGCAGUUAACCAAUUCACAGUUAGCUGCUGAGAAAGAUACACUAGUAAAGCAGAUGGAGACUAAAAAUCAAGUAUAUGAAUCUCUCCAGCAUGACCAGGAAACGUUACGGCAUCUUAACGAACAACUUACCAAGCAGUAUGACUCAGUAAAUAACGAAAAAGAAAUUUUGAAAACCGCAUAUCGUCUUCUAAGAACGGAAAACCGCGAAUUGAAGGAACAAGUUCUGAUGCUUCAGAAGCAGCUGGAAGAGUGCAAGCUGGAGCUUGCGUCCAUGAAGGAUGAUAUUACCAAUUUGAAAGCAGAACACUCUGAACUAGAAGAAGACUUUCAGCGUCUGUUUACAAACAAUGAGCUGCUCAAACAAGAAUUCAAGAACAGGCAGGAACAGUACCGGGAUUGUAAAAUGGAAAACAGUCGUCUCAAACUCGACAAUACCGAGCAAAGCAGUGAACUCAGCAAAAAAGUUGAGCGGAUCACAAAUCUAGAGAAUGAGAAUACUAGGUUGCACCAACAAUGCGAGAUUCUCCUUCAAGCGAACUCCAGUUUAGAUACAGACAGACGUACCCUCAUGGACCAAGUAUCGCAACUUUUUGCUCAGUAUCAUGAGCUUUUGGCCCAUUCUCUAGAGGAUAAACAACACUAUCACGCCGAGGAAAAGAACUUCACGGAUCGUAUGAAUUAUUUGCAUCGCCACAAGGAAAAGCUAGAGGAGAAGAUUAUGGAGCACUAUCGGAAUAUGGAUAGUUAUUCGCCGAAAAGAAAGCCAUUCGGACUAAAUUUCGUCAAAAAGGUGCGCAAGGCAGGAUCAGAACUUAUGAACCGUGUUCCUAAUCGGAACCGUCGAACUUGUGCCGAUGAACAGAGACAAACACAAUCUGAAUCCGGUGGAAAUGAGUCAGAUAAUAGCGCCGAAGAACCAACUCACACUGGAAACGAUGCACUGAAUGUUGGAACUGCCGGAUCACGUCGCACAGUUUAUGUAGUUGAGGAAAAGGCAAACAAGGAUAAUGGCGGUACCUGA